Molecule: messenger RNA, 2517 nt
Organism: Sycon ciliatum
Lineage: Eukaryota; Metazoa; Porifera; Calcarea; Leucosolenida; Sycettidae
Product: kinesin-like protein KIF20B
Exons: 10
Coding region: 305-1576 (423 amino acids)
Source: RefSeq, a predicted model, not a curated record
GCCGGAGUUUUCAUGGUUAUGAUUGUUAUUGUCUUGAUCAGGGAAUCUCGACGGUCUACCUGAGCUGAUGACGUUUAGACUUGUAAACUAAUUACUUGAUUGUGUCGCUUUGACUGAGAAUAAUCACCAGUUUGAGUUCGACUUGUUUGUUUUUUUGGUUAGUACCGGUAUACCCACGCUGCAUUGCUCUGGACCAAUGUAGCCGUGAUGUUCUGGAGGAGUUUCAGGUGGUUUCAUUCGCCGGUCAACUCGUAAUGUUAGCGCCUGUCUGUCGCGAGUAGUUUGUGGGACAUCGUGACACGUCAUGGGGAAGAAAAAGAAGAAGAAGAAGGGAGGAGCGGACGCUAGCGCCGCCAAACAGAGGCCGCCGAAAAAGGAGAGAGAAGAUGAGGCGGCCGUGACAAUGAAAGAGGCAAUGCUAGCAGUCCAGGUGAAAGUAAAGGAGAGGAAUAUUGAAGAACUGAAUGAAGAGGUGGAAGCACUAGAGUUCAAGAAUGAUCGACAGCGCGAUAGGAACCGAAAAUUGAAGGAAGAGCAGCAAGAGCACUUGUCCAAGCUGCUGACUGAGUACCGGGCCAGGACGGAUGCAGAGAGAAAGGAACCGUCGGUGGAGACAGACCUGGUGGAUGAGGCACUUGUGGACAAGUUCGAGGCGAACCGAGACGGCCAGGAUCGAGUCGAAGCACUGCAUGCAAGGGUGCGUGCCCUUGAUGCCGAGAUUGCAGAAGUCACAGCUGAGCUUACUUGGUGGCAGGACUUCAAGGACAACACGGUGCCACAGAAUGAAGCCAGGAUAAAGGAACUAACGGGUCAGAUGAAGGUGCCCAGCGAGGAGACCAAGCAGCUGGCAGCGCAAAUCGAGGAGUGGCUGGAGUAUGUACGAGAAGAAACUCAGAACAGGGUGGAGAAAUUCCGGGUGCGUCGCCAGGAGUCGUCCAAGAAGAUGCUCUAUUCCAGCCUGCCACCGGACAUGAGGGAGGAAACGGAUGCAACCGAGAAUCUACGAGAAAAGGUCACUCGGCACGAGGAGUACCGGGAGAGGCUAGUUGCGGACAUCGCGGACCUGAAGGCGCGCUCGCUGCGGCUCUCCGAGGAGGUGUAUGACCUGGUGCAUGUACCCGCUACACAACUGGAGCGCUAUCCGCACAGGAUCCGCGUGGACGACGUGCUGAGCCCGGUGCACCGUGACUCUCCGCGCACCAAGGCCACGAGACCGCGGGAGAGGUCGGCCACGUUUCCAGCACCCAGCGCAGCCACCAUGGCCGUGCGUGGCCAGCUGAUGAGCAUCACGGAGGGAAAGGAGCGCACCGCGGAGCCCGACGACGACCCGUACUUUCCGAAGAUUCCCGGUGUCAGCAUCAACCCGUCGGUGCCCGGGGCAGAGCUGGACAUCGACGAGGGAACGUUUGCACGGCGAGGCAGCGUACUGGAGCACACGUAUAGUCUGCCGCCGAUAACACGAGAUAUGGCGCGGGAGAUGUUCGGCGCGCGUAGCCGAACGCGGAGCAUGGCCGCAGCGACCGGCACAAAGUUACCAGAGGUCAGACGUGCCCAUCAGAGAACACGCACCACCUGAGUGCACGUACAUGCCCUGUGCCCGACCCGCUAUAAAUGCUCGGUGAGCUACCCGACCCACAACACAUGCUUCGCACUCGGCCCACUUUACAAGCCCUGCACUCGGCCCACUACAUACGACCUGUGCCCGGCCUGCUGCACAUGUCAUGUGCCCGGACCACAAUCCACACCAUGUACCCGACCCGCCGCUACACAUGCCUCGCAUUCAUGCCCACUGUACAAACCCUGUACUUCCUUUCGUGUAGUAUGCAUUAUUGCGGACCAUACAACACAAGACAACGCAUGCAAAACAUACAGGCCAAAACAACACAGAAUACAGCACUAAGCGACACAUGCAACACAUGCAACACUUGCAACACAUAUGCUUGGUAAGGCGAACAACUAAAACAUGCAUGCUGGGCAUACAACAAAUGGUUUUAGUGCUGAGCUUUGGAUGUCCGUGUGCGUCCACAAAUGAACUUGUUGAGGCAUAGUUGAAGCAUUUUAGCACUUGCAUUACCACUUAUCAACCCCAUCAUCGUAUUGGUGUUCAAGCAAUGGAUACCAUAGAACGCAUUAUCUGAUCACCAACAUACAAGUCCAUGUACUUCAAAGUAUAGCAAUCAUGUUCACUGAUCACCCUUCUCUCGCAGAUAUCUUUACCCGGCAUUUCUCAGUGUCCUGGGUCACUAGCUACUGGGCAACUGACUCUCCUCAUUAUGGCCUCCAACUUGAUCAUGUUACCUCAUUGUCACCGUGCAUAUCUGGCACUGAGUCUUGAUGACCCUAGCUGUUCCUAUUGAGCUGGGCCACGACCCUUCGUAGGCUGCUAGCCAUUCAUUUCACCAUCCCCAUAGCUAUGUCUGUUUAGUUCAUAAUCUAACACUGUCAUCAUGCUGCACAUCAAGUUGUGCGCGGUACGUUUUUGUUAUUGAAUGAUAAUAAAAUUGUAUUGGCCACGGA